AUGGACGUUAGACGACAGAACUGUUUGUAUUUUCGGAUACUACGCGAUGCGUUGCCUCUGUCUGCAAUAACUAAUGGUUCAGGUGCCGCCUACACAUCAAUCUAUCUUCCGGAUGACAUUCCCGAUUUGGCCGAGGCCAAUGACGAUAGCUACAACUCAGACACCACAAGUAAUCCACUGCCCUGGUCAGUAUUCUUGCUACAACAACUCAGCAAAUCCUUCUGUACCAGACUUUGCCAGUGGACAUCGUUGCAUCCGGCGCUGUUGGACAGGGAAUGUAGCAGUACGUCGCACUCAUUAAACAAUGGAACAGGCCCUGUAACGUCGACUGUGGCGGAUGGGGCUGCACCGAAGCGCAUUUCUAAUGGUGGUCAGGAUAGCAGUACACUAACGUCGACUAGCACCAGUCGUCGUCAUCCGACAGAGGGGAUGCAUUCAUCAGAAGCACAAACUAAAGGCAAGCAGGUCGCUUCGAACAAAUCAGGAGGCAGCCGUUAUCCCAGGGAGGAUCUCUCGACGAGACUGGAGAACAACGUUCGUCGCCUUCGUACUGAGGUCCAAUCAAUGCGCGCAGUCGAGUCACAAUUACGUAAUCAGCUGACUCAUUUAGAACGAGAGGACAGACUAAACCGACUUUGUUUGUCCGACCAGAGGGAGAAGCACGAAGCACUAGUAACGGAAUUGGCCAAAUUGUCCGCACAGUGUCGAACUGAACGGUCGAAUUUAGCCAGUAUGGAGCAGAGUUUGGCGGACGAGAAGCGUUUGAGGCAAUCACUAGAAGAGCAGCUAGUUGAGGAUACAAAAGAAGACUUGCGAUCUUCCCCUCCCGGUAGCCCAUCCGUUUCUGAGCAUUCACAACCUAAUCGUCCCGGGAUUCAAGCGGUUUUGGAUGACAGUCGGACGCGAGUAGGAGGUCCACCCGCGGAGGUCUUAGAGGCCAGUUGUUGUCAACACCGGCAUGCUCUUGAAUCAGAAGUAUACACUCAACGAGUGGCAUUAAGGCAGCUGGAUGAACAACUGCGAGUCCUGUCAAGCAGCAGAAACCGUCAGAAUCAAACAGUGGGUCGGGGCCGAUCUAUGCAGUUAAACUUGAAACAGACAAUAGCGAUGAAUGCAGUUGAGGAGCAGCGAUCCACACAAAUAUCCCGACCUCCACCUUCCAGCUCUACCGAAGACCCUAUCGAUCAACAGACAUUGUUGCAUUGGUUGCAGACGGCAAAAGCAGAAGCGGAGCGUUUGGCAAACAAAUUACGACAACAGAACUGGAUGAAGCAAGAGCUGCUCACUUCCUAUCAUAACUCCGUGCGCGAAAUCAACGAGCUCAGCAAAACCCACAAACAGCGCGACUUACAAAUAUUAGAAUUAACGAUGAAGGCCGAGCAACUCGAGUGUCUGUACGCACCAAGGAACACUGGGGAAAGAAACCGACCGGGUCGUGUUAAGCGAGACUCUGCGCAGUUUGGAGAAAAAUCACUCAGUAAAAUGUCUCUGGCAUUCCCCACGGCUUGUUCGAUUUCCCACUCGAAUCCGUCAUCACAGAUUUCAUCAGAAUCGACAAUUUGGGGACUAGACGAUGCGCUGUCGUCUGGCUAUCUCGUUUCAACCCACUCACCAAUUGAACGAAAUCCUCCAAUUUUCAGUCAACCGUUUCACACAAGCAGCUCGGACCCGUCGUAUUCCAGCUCACUGCACUUAGACAAACACACAGAUCAGUAUGAUGUGGCUACCUCAGGUCUGGGUUGCCCCCAGAGCUUUUUCUCGCCGACCGCGGUAAGCAGCGAGCUGUCCGGACAAACGGGUCUGGAUCCUUGUACAUCCUCAACGCAUUUCACCGAUGCUACUGGCUGCGCUGACUUUAUCAUGACCAAACAUACCAGAUCAAAUGGUCUUGGAAGCAUGCAGCGACUACCGACCGAGUCGCAUUAAUCACCUUGUUUUGUCCUUUCUAUACCCCCAUCCAUCACAUUAUACUGAAGGUCCGACAACCAGUUCACACACACACAUACACACCUGCGGAAUGGGCUGAUGGAAAUCCGUUUGUCUGUCCUACGGUUUGUCUCGUUUACCAACUGUGUGCUUGUAUGUAUGGUCCCUAACUAAUAGAAAUUCAGUGGGCAUUUUGUGAAUGACUCCCAUCUCACGGCAAACCGGCCUCCACGCAAGAAAAUUGUAGUACGCACACUCAGACAACCACGUGGUUUUGUUCUCGUAUUGGUUUUCUGGCUUGUCUCUCCCUCUCUACAACUACGUUCAUUCUGGUGGCGCUCCUAUCGUCGUUUCGAUGGGCUUUUUGUUGUGGUUCAGUUAUUUUUCUGUCAUGCACACACACAGCCAGUCAUUUCACUCAGCGCCCGCUGUCGAGGGAAUGUAGACGAUGGAAGUGGGAAUAAGAACGCGAAACGGCUGCAACUAUACCGACCGACCCCAGCGCUUCUGGCAAAGGACGGUUUUCGGUCUUUCUGCAUUUGUCAACCAACCGAUCCCCUACCAUUAUUACUAUUAUUAUUAUUGCUAUUACUACUAAUACUAAUACCAUAAAUGCUUACAAAUACUCGUGA
This is a messenger RNA of Opisthorchis viverrini, 2558 nucleotides long. RefSeq lists its product as hypothetical. The transcript is spliced from 8 exons. Gene Ontology annotation, cellular component: rough endoplasmic reticulum membrane. Gene Ontology annotation, biological process: neuronal signal transduction. Lineage: Eukaryota; Metazoa; Platyhelminthes; Trematoda; Opisthorchiida; Opisthorchiidae. Bases 1 to 1926 code for a protein of 641 amino acids. The record is from RefSeq and is a predicted model, not a curated record.